Jatropha curcas is the source of this 2636-nucleotide messenger RNA. Its product is annotated as putative E3 ubiquitin-protein ligase ARI2. Gene Ontology annotation, biological process: protein ubiquitination. The record is from RefSeq and is a predicted model, not a curated record. Lineage: Eukaryota; Viridiplantae; Streptophyta; Magnoliopsida; Malpighiales; Euphorbiaceae. Gene Ontology annotation, molecular function: zinc ion binding; ubiquitin-protein transferase activity.
ACUUUCUCUAUCUCUCUCUCUUUAAAAAAUGGGGAAAAGCUCUCCAAUGCUUCGCCUAUAGGCUUCUUCUCUCUCUAUCCCUUUUCCUCUUCCCUCUCCUCGCCGGCAACCUUGAUCUCGCCGGGGAAACUCCUCUGAUCACCGGAUUCGAUUUGAUAAUCGAAUCUAGACACUCAUAAUUAUUAUUAUUAUUAUUAUUAUUAUUAUUAUUAUUAUUUACCUAUACUCUUAUACACAAAUUUUGUUGUUUUGUAUUCAUAUCUCGAUUUCAAUUUCGCAAAUUUGUGUCAUAUAUACACAUAUAAAAUUGUUAAUAAGCAUUUGUUUAGAUGGAGGAUUAUGGAGGAAGUGACGAUGAGUACUAUUACUCUGAUGACCGAGACUCGCUCGACGGUCUUGAGAAUGAGGAAUCCGAUUUCCGCUGGGCCCCACCCAAGGGUCCCAGUACGAAGAUAAUCACGAAGGCGUCCCUCUUGGCAGCACAGAGGGAAGAUCUGCGCAGAGUAAUGGAGCUGCUAUCAUUGAGAGAACAUCACGCAAGGACCUUGUUGAUACAUUACCGUUGGGAUGUUGAGAGGCUGUUGGCUGUGUUUGUAGAGAAGGGGAAAUCAUACUUAUUCACUGAAGCAGGUGUUACUGUUGUUGAGCAACUAGAUAUUGAUUCACCACUGACUUCAUCUUCUACGAUAACAUGUGAUAUAUGCAUAGAGGACAUAUCUGGUGAUAAGGCAACCAGAAUGGACUGUGGCCAUUGCUAUUGCAACGAUUGUUGGACAGAGCACUUCAUUGUUAAAAUAAAUGAGGGUCAGAGCAGGCGCAUCCGGUGCAUGGCACACAAAUGUAAUGCUGUAUGUGAUGAAGCUGUUGUCAGAAAUCUAGUCAGCAAAAGGCAUCCUGAUUUGGCAGAGAAAUUUGAUCGAUUUCUUCUCGAAUCAUAUAUUGAGGACAAUAAAAUGGUUAAAUGGUGUCCAAGUACUCCUCACUGUGGGAAUGCUAUAAGAAUUGAAGAAGAUGAAUGUUGUGAGGUAGAAUGUUCAUGUGGUUUACAGUUUUGUUUCGGUUGCUUGUCGGAAGCGCACUCUCCUUGUUCAUGUUUGAUGUGGGAGCUCUGGAGCAAGAAAUGCCGAGAUGAAUCUGAAACAGUUAAUUGGAUCACAGUUCAUACAAAGCCUUGUCCUAAGUGUCACAAGCCAGUUGAGAAGAAUGGUGGCUGCAACCUUGUGAGCUGUAUAUGUGGUCAAGCAUUUUGUUGGCUGUGUGGCGGAGCUACUGGGAGAGACCAUACUUGGUCUAGAAUAUCUGGUCACAGUUGUGGACGCUAUAAAGAAGACCGAGAGCAAAAAACAGAACGGGCAAAACGAGAUCUCUAUCGAUAUAUGCACUAUCAUAACCGCUAUAAAGCUCAUACAGAUUCCUUUAAGCUUGAAAGUAAACUUAAGGAGACAAUACUGGAGAAGGUUUCAAUAUCAGAAGAGAGGGAAUCAAGACUUAGAGAUUUCAGUUGGGUAACUAAUGGACUCCACAGACUUUUCAGGUCAAGACGAGUUCUUUCAUAUUCAUAUCCAUUUGCUUUUUAUAUGUUUGGCGAAGAGCUGUUUAAGGAUGAGAUGACGACAGAGGAAAGGGAAAUUAAACAGAAUCUAUUUGAGGAUCAGCAACAACAGCUUGAGUCAAAUGUUGAAAGACUCUCCAAGUUCCUGGAGGAGCCCUUUGAGCAGUAUGCUGAUGAUAAAGUUGUGGAAAUAAGGAUGCAGGUCAUCAAUCUAACUGCAGUUACCGAUACUCUAUGUAAGAAAAUGUAUGAGUGCAUAGAAAGCGAUUUAUUGGGUUCUCUUCAACUAGGUACCCAUAAUAUAGCCCCCUACAAGUCGAAGGGCAUUGAGAAGGCAUCUGAACUUUCGUCUUGUUGGAGCAACAAAGUGAAUGCUACUCAUAAGUUCCUGACAUCAGAUGGCAAUGCAAGUGGUGGUAUAUCAGAACUCGACAGACCUUCGGAUGAUAGUGGAUGCUCUUCCCGGAAGCGUGCUAGGAAGGAGGGUGGUGGCUUUUUUGAUCUGAACUUGCCGGCAGAGAUUAUGGAUAGGAACUGAAUUCAGAGACUGCAGACUUCAUACGGGUACAAAGUGUACAGCUCUAACUUGAGGCCGUCCUCUUCUUCAUGGAAUUUGAUCUUUUGUGGAUUAAGAACCAAAUUCUUUGCCCUUUACCCUAAAUAGCCUUUUGUUCUGCAUUUGACAUUGCUUUCUGUUGAUGGGAUAUCUUGGGAAAGAAAUUUAUUUCCACUUUUAUCCAGUCUUUCUUUUUGUUGUAUAUAGCCGUUUAUUGGGUUUUUGUGGGGGAUAGAUAUGUAAAUUCUCUAGCUGGGGACUUGGACUAGACUUCAUUACAUCCUUGACAUAGUUUGCGGAAUUUGAUAAUCUUAUUGAUUUCUGCAUAAUUGAAUGCUGUACUCUUUGAGGCAGGUUUUCUUCUCUCUUCGCCAAUGAUUCACAAAUUAGGAAAGCUAUGGUUUCACUUUUGUAUUUAUUUAUAUCCAUAUAUUCUGUCAUUGUGGAAAAUGUACAAAGAAUUAGUUAUAUUCUCCCAUUUUUGUUAUCGUACUUGCUAACGAAUAAAACAAGAAGCCUGUGGUGGAA